Messenger RNA from Iphiclides podalirius (scarce swallowtail), 5382 nucleotides. The record is from the annotation of a GenBank genome assembly. Lineage: Eukaryota; Metazoa; Arthropoda; Insecta; Lepidoptera; Papilionidae.
AUGUGUGUCGCGCGCGACGACAAACACAAGCACGUGCGCGGCGAGCGACCGCGUGACGUCAAAGCCCGCCCCCCCGGGUGCGACGAGGACGGCUAUACUCGCGGAGCGGCAACGUCGCGGACUGUUUUGUUUUUACGUGUAAGGCCGGCGAUAGGCCGAGUUUAUCUUCCGAUUGCGAAUGCAACAUCUAUUUGCGGGCGAUUCUCGCGCCUGCAGCUUCGCUAUUUUAUCGCUUUAACGCCGUUCCGCUACUGUUGCCGUGUCACUGUCGUCCCGAACUUGGAUGGCGGUGCAGCCCAAUGGGGCGAAGGCGACCAGGGCUCGUGGGAGAGCGGGCUCUCGUACGAGUGCCGCUCCCUCCUCUUCAAGGCGCUGCAUAAUCUCAUCGAAAGAUGCUUGUUAUCGCGGGACUUUGUGAGGCUUGGGAAGUGGUUCGUCCAACCUUACGAUGGCGACGAAGAGGACGUUGGCAAGAGCCCGUGGCACCUGUCUUUCUCGUUCGCUUUCUUCCUGCACGGCGAGAGCACCGUGUGCGCGUCGGUGGACGUGCGCCAGCACCCGCCCGUGCGCACGCUCACCGCCAAGCGGCUGGCGCGCCUCAACGCGACGGACGCGCGCGCCGCACGGGACGGCGGCGAGCGCGCCAACGUGAUCCUGGCGCCGUUCGGCCUGGAGGGGCGGGUGACGGGGCGCGAGUGGGGCGACGGGGACGCCGCCACGGCGCGCCUCCUGGACGCCUGGCGGCAGCUCUACCCGCUGGAGCACGGCUGCCGCGCGGUUGAGGUGGAGUGCGGCGGCGUGCGCAUGCGCUACCCGGUGCCGUACGCGCUGCUGACGGAGAUGGAGGCGGGAGGGGGCGCGGGGGCGGCGGGCGGCGCGGGCGCGCCCCACGCGCUGCCGCAGCGCGCGCUCCGCUCGCUCACCACGCCGCGCCCGCACCAGGCGGCGGAGCUGUGCUACGGCGAGCAGUGCGGCGACAAGUGCGAGGACUUCCUGGAGCCGACGCGCAAGGCUCUCUGCACCUGCGCCAAGUGGCGGCGGCGGCGCGCCCCCCGCCCGCCGCCCUUCCACCGGCGCGCCCCCCGCGCGGCGCGCGCGCCCGCCACCGCCCCCCCCCCCCCCCCCCCCCCCGCCCGCCCCCCCCCCCCCCCCGCCCCGCGCACCCCGCGCGAACCCCGCACGGCGUCCGGCGGCGGCUGCUCGCCGGGCAGCUGUGGCGGCGCGUCGCCGGCGCCCGCCGUCUCGGCGCCCCCCUCGGCCGGCGCGCCGCCCCCCUCGCCGCACCACACCGCGCUGCCGCCCCACCAGGCGGGUGGCGCGGUGCCGACGACGCUGCACACGCCGGCGCCGACGCCCGACCCGCACGCGCCCCCCACCCCCGCGCCCCCCUCCGCGCCGCCGCACAAGCACUACGCGCAGGUACACCCGGCCCACUGCAAUGUUACACGGCUGGAGCACCCCGUGAAGCGGUUCAAGGCGGAGGCGCGCGAGUGGAGCGAGGAGCUGGCGCUGUGUGGGGGUGCGGCCCACGGCGCCGUCGACUUGUACGCCGGCGCGGCCCACUCGCCGCCGCCCGCGCCGCGCCCGCUGCUCGCCGACCUCAAGCAGGAGCGCCACGACGACGACUCCAAGGAGUACAAGAACCUGUUCACGUCCGACGGCCUGUGCCCCACGCUGAAGGACCUCGACCAGAUAUUCGACAACUCGGACGACGCGGCGAGCGGCGACGAAACGCUGGCGGCGGCGGCGGGCGGCGAGGCGGGCCGCUGCGAGGAGGCGCGCUGCGGCGGCCGUUGCGUGCGCGCCGAGGAGCUGAGCAAGAUGUUCCCCACGCCGCCCAGCAUGGAGGCGCACGCGCAGCCCUCGCCCGGCUUCUCGCUGCCCGACGACGCCACGCCGCAGCCGCACCGCCAUCUGCUGCCCGGCUCGCCGCCGCCGGACCCCAUCGAGGACUGGUCGUACGUGUUCAAGGCGCCGACGGUGUGCAAAUACGUGGGCUCGUCGAAAUACUCGCCGCUGACGGCGCUGCCCAGCCAGCUGCUGCCAAGCGUUGCGCUGCCGCCGCACGCCGUGUACCUGCCGCGUUGGCAGCUCGACUCCAAGCGGGAACCCGACCCCGAUGCCGAUACGCAACGUAACGGCUCGACCAAUAGUACAAACAGCGGCAGCAGCGGCGGCGGCGUGAAGAGGCCCGCGUCGCCGAGCGUGGAGGCGCGGGCGCCGAGCGCGCCGGGCUCGGUGGCGCCAAGAGCGGCCGCGGAGGCGGGCGCGCCGAGCGCAGCCUCCGCGGCGGCCCCCUCGCCGCGCCGCAGCCCGCUCACGCCCGCAUCCGCCCCCGCCCCCGCGCCCGCGCCCGCGCCCGCCUCCGCGCUCGCGCCCGCCGCCUCGCCACAGCCGCCCUCCGCCGCCUGUCCGCUGCUCCUCAACGUGCUGCUGGCGGACACCGUGCUCAACGUCUUCCGCGACCACAACUUCGACAGCUGCACGCUGUGCGUCUGCGACACUGAAACGUCGGUGGGCAACAUCCGCGGCGCCGACGCGGUCACGUACCUGACGCACGGCGAGCAGGCGCCCGGCGACCACGAGAGCGUGCGCUGCUCCUGCGGCUUCAGCGCCAUCGUCAACCGCCGCCUGGCGCACCGCGCCGGACUCUUCUACGAGGACGAGAUGGAGAUCACGGGCCUGGCGGAGGAGCCGGGCGGGCGCGGGCGGGGCGGCGUGCGCGGCGCGUCGCUGGCGGACGUGGCGGGCGUGCUGGCCGCGCAGUGCGCCGCGCCCGCCGGCGGGCCCGCCUCGGCGCUGGCGCGCGCCGCCGCCGCCACGCCGCCCGCGCACGACCACCUGCGCCUCAACCUGCUCGAGUACAGCGACGGAGGCGCUGCGGCCGCGUGCGCGCUCCGCGAGGCGGCAGUGGGCCCCCCUCCCGCGCCCCCUGCCCCGCCCGCUCUUCCCCCCGCGCCCGCGCCCGCUCCCGCCGCCCCCUCUGCCGUGCACCGGUGGCCCUUCAUUGGGGCACGGGCGCCGCGAUCAUCGCGCGAUGUCGUCAGAUUAAUGCGCCGCCUUCGACCUCUGCUGCAAGAUGCCAUCCAGAAACGGUGUUGUGGAGCGCGGAUGUGGGACGGCGUCACCGGCCCGCUCACUUGGCGACAGUUCCAUCGCCUGGCGGGACGAGGCAACGAGGACCUGUGCGAGCCGCAGCCGGUGCCGCCGCUGCUGGUGGGCCACGACCGCGACUGGAUCUCGUUGUCCCCGUACGCCCUGCGCCACUGGGAGAGGCUCUCCCUGGAGCCGUACUCGUACGCCCGGGACGUGGCGUACGUGGCGCUCGCGGCGGAGGGCGAGGCGCUCACCGAUCCGCUGCGCGCUUUCUUUCGCGAGCUCUCGACCGCUUACGAGGCGUGCCGGCUGGGCAGGCAUCAGCCGAUCGCGAGGAUAGCGCGGGACGGGAUCGUCCGGACGUCGCCGGCCGAGCGCUGCGAUUCGGACGAAUGGGCCGGGGAGCUGCCCCCGGGCCGGCUCGGCGAGUACAUCCGCGCCUACGCGGAGACGUUGCGCGAGCUGGUGUCGCAGCUGUCGCCGCUCGGCAUCGACCGCGCGCUGUUCGAGGGCGAGCGGCCGACGGGCAUGCGGCCGCCGGCGGCGCCCGAGCAGCCGCCCACGCCGGGCGCGCCGCCCGCCGCCGGCGAGCUCGAGGCGGAGGCGGGCGCGCCCGGCGCCGCGCACGCGCCCUGGGAGGAGGACGAGGCGGGCCCGCCCGCCCUCGUCAUCUACCUCGUGGAGCCGCCCGCCGCGCACGCGCACCACGCGCACGCCCUGCACGCGCUGCUGCGCCUCGCCGCCCAGGCGCACCACCACCUGCACCACCACAACCCCUUCAUCAAGAUCGUUUCUCUCGACGGCGUGUACGAACUGUGGGGCGGCCGUGGCGGCUGCGGCGUGGAGCUGCGCACGCUGGCCUUCAGCGUGUUCAGCGGCGCCCGGCGACUGCUGCAGCACCAGCCCAACGGGAAAUCGCUCACCGGCUUUGGCACCGCGGCCAACGCCAACCUGUUCCUCAAUUCCAAAGACGAGAAGAACCGCGCGCCGUACCGGCUGUUCUCGCCGGCGUGGGUGCUGGCGCCGCCGCGCGCGCUCAAGGAGGUGGCCGAGACGUGGGGCCAGGCGUGCGGCGAGCAGUGCUCCGUGCUCUUCGUGGCCUACUGCCUGUCGCACGACCAGCGCUGGCUGCUGGCGGCCGCCACCGACGCGCGCGGCGAGCUGCUCGACACCGCCGCCAUCAACAUCCACGUGCCCGCGAGGUCUCGAAGGAGGCGGUCGGCACCGGCGCGACGGCUCGGUCUCACCAAGCUGAUGGACUUCACGUUGGGCGUCAUGUCGCAGGCCGCGCAGCCCUGGCGGCUGGUCGUCGGACGCGUUGGUCGCAUCGGUCACGGCGAACUCAAAGGCUGGAGCUACCUGCUGUCGCGCAAGAACCUGGUGCGCGCGUCGGGCGUGCUGCGCGAGAUCUGCGGCAGCUGCUCGGCGCUGUACCCGGGCGGCGCGCCGUGCGUGCUCUCCGCCUGCCUGGUCUCCACCGAGCCUGACCCCUGCCUGCGCCUCAUGGCCGACCGCUUCACGCCCGACGAGCGCUUCUCGCAGGCCUCCAUCCAGUCGCACCUGCACACGCCGCGCGACGUCACCGCCACGCACAUCCUCGUCUUCCCCACCUCCGCCACCACCCAGUCGAACCAGAUGCCGUUCGAGCCGCCGAUGGCGAACGGCGAGGACAACGACAUCAUGUUCCUGGGCGUGGACAUGGGCGACGAGGACAUCGGCGAGGACAACAUGGCCGACCUGCUGAUCGGCGACAUGUUCAACCACAUGUGGGCGCAGAGCAGCCCGCGCGCCUCGCCGCGCCGCCACGACGACGACGCCGCCGGCAGCCGCGACGGCAGCCCCGCGCGCCACGCCGCGCUCCACGCCGCCGGCGGCUACCACCACGCCGACGACCACCAGCCGGAGCAGAUCGGCACGAUGCUGCAGCAGCCGCUGGCGCUCGGGUACCUGGUGUCGACGGCGCCGCUGGGCGCGAUGCCGGCCUGGUGGUGGGCGGGCUGCGCCCACCUGCGCGACGCCUGCCCCGCCUUCCUCAAGAACGCCCUCCACCUGCACUCGGGCAGCGCGCAGACCUCGGACGACUUCACGUCGCUCACGCAGCGUCGAGACAACAACUCGCACCCGCUCGACUCACAAACCACCACCGAUGUGCUCAGGUAUGUGCUGGAGGGUUACAAUGCGCUGUCGUGGCUGGCACUGGACGGGACUACUCACGACCGCCGCUCCUGCCUACCGCUCCACGUGCAGGCGUUAAUGCAGCUCUACCACACGGCCGCAGCGCUCGGC